This is a messenger RNA of Argiope bruennichi, 2358 nucleotides long. RefSeq names its product kinesin-like protein KIF3A (gene Klp64D). The coding region runs from base 199 to 2232 and encodes 677 amino acids. Gene Ontology annotation, biological process: microtubule-based movement. The transcript is spliced from 14 exons. The record is from RefSeq and is a predicted model, not a curated record. Lineage: Eukaryota; Metazoa; Arthropoda; Arachnida; Araneae; Araneidae. Gene Ontology annotation, molecular function: ATP binding; microtubule motor activity; microtubule binding.
UCUGAAUAUAUAAAAUUCAUCGAUCUGCAAAUUCUGCAUCUAAACACUGAUUCUGCCUAGCUAUCAUUUUUUAUUAUUCUUAUGAAACGAAAUUAAUUGACGUUAUUAAUUUUACGAUUAUAUGUUACAGUUUCAGAUCAUAAUCGUACAAUUUGUUUCUAGUGUUAAUUGCGUGCUAUACUAGUUUCAAAUUUAAAGAUGCCUGUUGAAGCCCCAGAAGCUGAAAAUAUUAAAGUCGUUUUAAGAUGUCGUCCUAUGAAUGAAAGUGAAAAAUCUGCAAAUUAUAGAAAUAUUGUUGAAGUAAAUCAAGUAGAAGGAUCUGUUACAUUAUCCAAUCCAAAUGGUUCAGAAUAUGAUCCACCCAAAACUUUUACUUUUGACACAGUAUUUGGCACAGACUCUACACAAUUAGAUGUGUAUAAUCUGGCUGCUCGUCCAAUCAUUGAUAAUGUUUUGGAGGGAUACAAUGGAACAAUAUUUGCAUAUGGUCAGACUGGUACUGGUAAAACAUUCACGAUGGAAGGUAAUCGUGAUAUUCCUGAGCAGAAAGGUAUCAUUCCAAACUCUUUUGCCCAUAUUUUUGGGCAUAUUGCUAAAGCAGAAGGUGACAAAAGAUUCCUGGUGAGAGCAACUUACCUUGAAAUAUAUAAUGAGGAAGUACGAGAUCUUCUUGGCAAAGAUCAAAGUGUUCGUUUGGAGGUGAAAGAGCGACCAGACAUUGGAGUCUAUGUUAAAAAUCUUACUGGUGUUGUUGUGAAAAAUGCUGAUGAUCUUGAUCGCAUAAUGACACUAGGGAGUAAAAACCGUGUUGUUGGUGCAACUAAUAUGAAUUUGCACAGUUCUCGAUCACAUGCCAUAUUUAGUAUUACUGUUGAGAGUUGUGAAGAAGGAUUCGAUAGAAAGGAACACAUUCGAGCAGGAAAACUUCAUUUAGUUGAUUUGGCUGGUUCAGAACGUCAGAGUAAAACUGGAUCAAGUGGUCAACGGCUUAUUGAGGCAACAAAGAUUAACUUGUCUUUGUCUACAUUAGGAAAUGUAAUUUCAGCCCUGGUAGAUGGGAAAAGUACUCACAUUCCAUACAGAAAUUCUAAACUUACAAGACUAUUGCAAGAUUCUCUUGGUGGAAAUGCAAAAACUUUAAUGUGUGCAAAUAUUGGUCCAGCAGAGUAUAAUUAUGAUGAAAGUCUGAGUACUUUGAGGUAUGCAAACAGAGCUAAAAAUAUAAAGAAUAAAGCAAAAAUUAAUGAAGAUCCUAAAGAUACAAUGCUGAAGAAAUUUAAAGAUGAAAUUGAAGAGUUAAAGAAACAAUUGGAAGAGUGUAGUGAAGGAGGUACAGAAUCUGGGGAAGAUAUAUCUGAAAAAGGAGAAGAAGAAACUAAACCCCCCAAAGCCCACAGAAAAAAAGCCUUUUCUGAAGAAGAAAUUAAGAAAAUGCAAGAACAAAUUGAAGAAGACAGGAAAAAACUUGCAGAACGUAAAGAUAUUCUGGAAGAAGAAAGAACCAAGAUAGGUAGUGAACUUGAAAAGAGGCAAAGGGACUUAGCUGGUAUAAGAACUGAUCAUGAUGUGCUUCUUCAAAAACUUCAAGGAUUAGAAAAGCAAAUUAUUAUUGGUGGUGAAAAUCUUCUAGAGAAAGCACAAGAGCAGGAAAGGCUAUUGGAAGAAAGUUCCAAAGAACUUGAAGAAAGAAAGAAAAAAGAAAUGGAACUGAAAAAAGCUUUAGAAGAAAAAGAAACUGAAAGACUAGACAUUGAAGAGAAAUACUCCAGCCUUCAAGAAGAGGCUGCUAGUAAAACCAAGAAAUUAAAGAAAGUAUGGCAGAUGCUGCUGAGUGCCAAGAAUGAAUUAAAUGAUCUUCGUCAGGAACAUCAGCGAGAGAUGGAAGGUCUUCUAGAGAAUAUUCGACAAUUGGACCGGGAACUCAGCUUGAAUAAACUUAUUAUCGAUAUGUUCAUUCCACCAGAGUAUCAGGAUGUUAUAGAGCAAGCUGUCCAGUGGAAUGAAGAUAUUGGAGAAUUCCAACUCAAAUGUGUUGCUUAUACUGGCAAUAAUAUGAGAAAACAACUCCCGGCAGCUGACAAAGAAAAGAAAAAAGAGAUUGAUAACUUAGAUCUUUCCCACCUUUAUUUAUCUUACAACACUGAAAGCGUCACAAGGAUCCCUCGUAUGAAAUCCUCAAGAGGAAAAUCUAGUCGAACUCAUUCAUCUAGACCUAAAUCUUCCAGGAAAUGAAAGUGUGCAAUUUCUAUAAGUAUUAUUAUUUAAAGAAAAAAAAUUAUUUAUUAAGUUUAUAGUUUUAUUGUAGUCAUUUAUAUAUUGCUAUUGCUAUCAGUCAAUAAAAUAAAAAGGCAAAAGGGA